AUGGAUUAUAAAAUUCGUUUGCAAGCUUCAAUUGAUUGCAUCAGACAUUGUGUACGCCAAGGGCAAGCACUUCGUGGACAUGAUGAAUCAGAGUGUUCAAAGAAUAGAGGAAAUUUUAUUGAACUUCUGAAAUUUCAUGCUCGUGGUAGAGAAGAUGUGGAACGUGUUGUGUUGAGAAAUGCUCCCAAGAACCUUCAAAUGACUUCUCCAGACCUACAAAAGGAUAUUGUACAUGCAAUUGCAACUGAAGUAACCAAGCAAAUCAUAUGCGACAUUGGUGAUGAUGUUUUUUCUAUUUUGGUGGAUGAAGCUCGUGAUACAUCAAUCAAAGAGAAAAUGGCUAUUGUGUUGCGAUAUGUAAAUGAAGAAGGAUAUGUGAUGGAGAGGUUUCUUGGGAAUGCUCAUGUUGCAGAUACAAAAUCAUUGACUCUUAAGAUGGAAAUUGAAUCAAUGCUUGUGACAAAUGGGUUGAGCUUGUCAAAAAUAAGAGGACACGGCUAUGAUGGGGCAAGAAAUAUGAGUGGGGAAUCAAUGGACUCAAGACUUUGA
Molecule: messenger RNA, 549 nt
Organism: Linum tenue
Lineage: Eukaryota; Viridiplantae; Streptophyta; Magnoliopsida; Malpighiales; Linaceae
Source: the annotation of a GenBank genome assembly